UUUCAGCCAAUGAGCGGCCGGCGGCGGCCGUUCCUGGCGGCUGGUUGGUGCGUCAGGCAGGACGCCGUUUGUUGCCUCCUUCGUUCGCCUCGCUCGGGAGGGGAGGGGGGCAACCGGCCGCGCAGGGUAAAGCAUGGCUGCCAAGGUGGCUCUAACCAAGAGAGCUGAUCCAGCUGAGUUGAAAACAAUAUUUUUGAAGUAUGCAAGCGUUGAAAAAAAUGGUGAAUUUUACAUGUCUCCCAAUGACUUUGUCACACGAUUCCUGAAGAUAAUAGGAGAUGGAGUGCCUAAUCCCAACACAGUCCAGUUGCUAGGAGGUGUGGUGGAUCAGACUAAAGAUGGGUUGAUAUCCUUUCAAGAAUUUGUAGCAUUUGAAUCUGUCCUCUGUGCUCCAGAUGCAUUAUUCAUGGUGGCAUUCCAGCUUUUUGACAAAACUGGUAAAGGAGAAGUUACUUUUGAGGAUGUUAAACAGGUUUUUGGCCAGACCACAAUUCACCAGCAUAUUCCAUUUAACUGGAAUUCGGAGUUUGUGCAGCUGCAUUUUGGAAAAGAUCGGAAAAGGCGCCUAACGUAUGCAGAGUUCACCCAGUUCUUACUGGAAAUUCAGCUGGAACAUGCCAAACAGGCUUUUGUACAGCGAGAUAAUGCACAGUCUGGAAGAGUCACUGCCAUUGACUUUAGAGACAUUAUGGUUACAAUCCGGCCUCACAUGUUGACACCUUUUGUUGAAGAAUGUCUAGUAGCUGCUGCUGGAGGUACCACUUCUCAUCAAGUCAGCUUUUCCUAUUUUAAUGGAUUUAAUACCCUUCUUAAUAACAUGGAACUCAUUAGAAAAAUCUAUAGUACUCUGGCUGGAAAUAGAAAAAAUGUGGAAGUUACUAAAGAGGAGUUUGUUCUGGCAGCUCAGAAAUUUGGCCAGGUUACACCCAUGGAAGUUGACAUCUUGUUCCAGUUAGCAGAUUUAUAUGAGCCACGGGGGCGCAUGACGUUAGCAGACAUUGAAAGAAUUGCUCCUCUGGAAGAGGGAACGUUGCCCUACAACCUGGCUGAGGCUCAGAGACAGCAAGCUCCUGGUGAUGUGUCUCGUCCUAUACUCAUACAGAUAGCAGAAUCUGCCUACAGAUUUGCCCUUGGCUCAGUUGCUGGAGCUGUUGGAGCCACUGCGGUAUAUCCAAUUGAUCUUGUGAAAACUCGAAUGCAGAACCAGCGCUCUACUGGGUCUUUUGUGGGGGAGCUGAUGUACAAGAACAGCUUUGAUUGCUUUAAGAAAGUGCUCCGCUAUGAAGGAUUCUUUGGGCUCUACAGAGGUCUUUUGCCACAAUUAUUGGGAGUAGCCCCAGAGAAGGCCAUAAAACUUACUGUAAACGAUUUUGUGAGAGACAAGUUCAUGACCAAAGACGGUUCUGUUCCUCUUGCAGCAGAAAUUCUUGCUGGUAGCUGUGCUGGAGGCUCUCAAGUGAUUUUCACUAAUCCACUAGAAAUUGUCAAGAUUCGACUGCAAGUGGCUGGAGAGAUCACAACGGGCCCACGUGUUAGCGCCCUUACUGUACUGCGGGACCUUGGAUUUUUUGGCCUCUACAAGGGAGCCAAGGCAUGUUUUCUUCGCGACAUCCCCUUCUCUGCCAUUUACUUCCCCUGUUAUGCUCAUUUGAAAUCUGCUUUUGCAAAUGAAGAUGGACAGGUAGGCCCUGGAUAUUUACUUCUGGCUGGCGCAAUUGCCGGAAUGCCUGCGGCUUCCUUAGUGACCCCUGCAGAUGUGAUCAAGACAAGGUUACAGGUGGCAGCCCGUGCAGGCCAAACUACCUACAGUGGUGUCAUAGACUGCUUUGGGAAGAUCUUACGAGAGGAAGGUCCAAGAGCUUUUUGGAAAGGAGCUGCAGCUCGUGUAUUUCGCUCUUCUCCUCAGUUCGGGGUAACCUUGGUGACCUAUGAGUUACUACAGAGAUGGUUUUACGUUGAUUUUGGAGGAGUAAAACCAGCAGGAUCUGAGCCAGUUCCCAAGUCAAGGAUCACCCUACCUGCGCCCAACCCUGAUCACGUUGGGGGUUACAAAGUGGCCGUUGCCACGUUUGCAGGGAUUGAAAAUAAGUUUGGACUGUACUUACCUCGGUUUAGGUCUUCACCACCUACCUCACAGGCAGCAUCUGUUGCUUGAUCCUAAGGCAAUUAUAUGCUUUUACUGGGAGUUGUGGAAAGAGCCAUUUGUCUGAUCAGUCUUCAUAUGUUGUUGCUUUAGCUUUUCUGUCUCAACGAAGCAUCAUCUGGGUUGCUAGUCUUUCUUCUCUUCCUCCUCCUCCCGCUUAGAGUAAAUCAUUGGUCUUUGGGCUUCCUUUGUCAGAUCACUGUGAAAUCCUUGCUGAAGUUGGGUUUUUUUGUUUGGGCCCAUGAGUGUACUUUUUAUCUUUCUUUCCUACUUGCACAUAUUUGGGAUUGUGAAUGUACUUGAGGCUGGUUUGGGAGAAGCAUUCAUCUGUAAUUAUUUUCUCUUUCCUGGGGAGUCUGGUGGUGGACAGAUGGGGAAAGCUGUGAAAUACAGCCACCUUGCAUUCACAUGAGGACUGCUCUGCCAGUGUGGCUGCAUACUGGAUAUUACAGUGUCAUUUAAAUAUGUAUUCAGCAGAGAUCAUGGUGCUCAAUGCAGAAUGAUUUAGACCGUGUGUGCGUGUGUGAAUUGGUUACACAUUCAGCCUGUGUCUGUACUGUAGGCUUCAAAAGAUGUCAAUAUGGGCAGUACCUGACUCUGCCAGUGUGACUGUGUUUUACAUAUGUACAUGUACAAGUUCCAUUCCUGGAUUGUAUUAUGAGGCUUUUAUGGGUAACAUGUUUUUGUAACAGAAACCACAUCUACAAAUGUUUAGCAAUUAGAUUCUGUUUCUGGUAUCAGAAUGCCUGGGUGGGGUGGGGGAGAGAGAAAUGUAAUUUUCCAUUGACUGUGCACUUUAUGAAAGAAAAGCUGAGCAUCUUAUUACACACAGGGGAAUUUCAAUACCAGGGGCAUGAUCCACCAAGUGACAUAGCUGCACAUUCUUCAUUCUUUUCAGUGCUGUUUGCUCAGGAUUCCUGUGCAAUCUCCAUCUGUGUGAAUAAAGAAUGCAUCCAAGGGACCUAAAUUGGACCUGUUGAUCUCUGGAUUCUUGUUUUUGUGUUAUGCACUUAGAGUAACUGCUGCUUGUUUAAAUACAUGCAAUAGAAAAAUCCAUACACUCUAUCAAUGGUAUCUGCCUUAACUGCCAGCUUGUAAUUGGAAAAUACUUGUGUGAAAAUUCUUAUUAACUUUGUUGAAUUAAAAGAGAUUUUUUUAAAAAGAUCAGAAUAAAAUAUUUUGCUUA
Messenger RNA from Hemicordylus capensis (graceful crag lizard), 3329 nucleotides. RefSeq names its product solute carrier family 25 member 13 (gene SLC25A13). The transcript has 18 exons. Bases 134 to 2155 code for a protein of 673 amino acids. Gene Ontology annotation, molecular function: calcium ion binding; L-aspartate transmembrane transporter activity; L-glutamate transmembrane transporter activity. Gene Ontology annotation, biological process: L-glutamate transmembrane transport; malate-aspartate shuttle; aspartate transmembrane transport. The record is from RefSeq and is a predicted model, not a curated record. NCBI's taxonomy places the organism in Eukaryota, Metazoa, Chordata, Lepidosauria, Squamata, Cordylidae.